UUUUAUUUUUACGAUGUAAGGGGUAAGGAUGUGCGCCAAAAUUUUGCGUGGUGCGCCAAACGCCAAAAAGUAAUUCUAAAAAGCGCAUGGCGCACAUACUUAGAGAAAAGAAAAACUUUAUGAGAGGGAAGUUAGGGAAAAAAAGAAAAAAAUUGUUUGUCUAAAAAAUACAGAACGCCAUUAUUAGCAACUUUUUAAUUUUAUCAAUUUGCAGUUCGUUGCAAAAUUUUGUAGUCUCAAUUUAAAAUUUUCUUCAUUUUUAUUUCAUUUAUUUAGGCAAAUUACGCGUAAAUUCUUUUAAAAUUUAAUUUUAUUAUUUAAAGUUUUUAAAGUAAAAAAUAAUGAGGAAAUUUCAAUUAUUUAUUUUGUCUGUUUGUGUAUUUAUUUUAUUUUCUUUUGUUCCUUCAUUAAUUCGUGCAGAAAGUGAUGCUGUUGAAGAUGAGGAAAUUGACAAUAAUAAAAAUAAAGAGGAGGAAAUUAAAGAAAAAGAAAAUUCAAUUUUGAAAGAUGACACAGAAAAUGGCAAUCAAGAAUCAAUGGGCCCCUCUCCAGAUGUCCAAACUUCGUGUAUUUUGACAAGUCUUAAAGGGGGUCCAAAUUCGAGAGAAUUAGUUGCUGGCCAAAUUGUGAAAGUUUUAAUUGGAAUUGCAAACAAAGGAGAGCGGGAUUUAAUUGUUAAAAGUUGUGAAACUUCUUUUCGUUAUCCUCUUGAUUUUUCUUAUUAUACUCAAAAUUUUUCAACAGUUCGUUAUGAACGUUUAGUGCAGCCAAAACAAGAAGCUACUUUUGAUUAUGCAUUUAUUCCUUCAGAUGUUUUUAUUGGCCGUCCAUUGGGUUUAGUUGUUGAUUUACAUUAUGUUGACACGGAUGGACAAUAUUUUGUUAGUGCCGUUUUUAAUGAAACUGUUACAAUUACUGAAGAUGAGACUGGAUUUAAUACAGAAACUUAUUUUAUUUAUUUGAUACUUGCUGGAUUUGUUGUUAUUUUGGUAUUAAUUGCACAUCAUUAUAUUACAAAGUUUACUCGAAGCAGUUCAGGAAAAUCAACCUCAAAUAAGCCAAGUAGCAAUAAUAUUUCAAAUGUCCCUUCCAAUUAUGAAAUGGGGACAAAUAAAAAUGAUGUGGAUUUUGAAUGGAUUCCACGAAAUAAUUUGGAUUUGAAAUCGGCACAAAAGACGACACCCUCUCGUAAUCGAAAACAGCCUCGCCAAGCGGCAGCCAGUUAA
Meloidogyne enterolobii is the source of this 1226-nucleotide messenger RNA. NCBI's taxonomy places the organism in Eukaryota, Metazoa, Nematoda, Chromadorea, Rhabditida, Meloidogynidae. The record is from the annotation of a GenBank genome assembly.